This is a messenger RNA of Podospora pseudocomata, 1317 nucleotides long. RefSeq lists its product as uncharacterized. The record is from RefSeq and is a predicted model, not a curated record. The coding region runs from base 1 to 1317 and encodes 438 amino acids. The transcript has 2 exons. NCBI's taxonomy places the organism in Eukaryota, Fungi, Ascomycota, Sordariomycetes, Sordariales, Podosporaceae.
AUGUCAAAGGGAAAGCGAAGACACACCAAGCGGUGCCGUUACCACCACCGCCGCCCAAAAGCCAACCCCAACUACAUCAUCAAGACCGAUGAUGCCACCCCCGUUCUCGCCCUGCCCAUGGAGUUGUUUGUCAAAAUCGGCAAGUAUUUGACACAAGCGGAGGCCAUGGCGUUUGGUGCGGCUUGCAAACAGGUUGGGUACAUGCUCAGACCGGCCAUCUGGCAGUCCCUCGCGCUCAAGACGGACUCGCACGCGAGGUUUGGGGAGGAGCUGGGCCGAAUUGUUGCCCGCGCGAAGGCUGAGCUGGACAGGUUCCAGCGCUGCGAGCUGCCUUGUCGGCCGUUUGUGGAGGAUGUCAAAAACCUCAACCUCUACCUCCAACACCACGAUCCCCUCGACCGUGAAGAACCCCACCACCCCGAACUAGCCAACAAGAUCCUCGACUUGCUCUCCCUCCUCCCAAACGUCCAGAAGCUCAACCUGGACCUCAGAGAUCUCCAACAACCACAGGUCGCCCACCUAAUCACCCUCCUGGGUAUCAACCCAACCCCCAUCCUCCCCCAGGCUCGCCAAGUGAGGUUCACCACUGGGGAACACGACCACAACGCCGCGCAACAACGCCGUAGCUUCGACCCCAUCACCUGCGGCCGAGUCAUCGCAGCCGUCUGCCGCUCCCUCGGGCCUCACGUAACGGACUUUGAAUUCAUCCGUGGCACAGAGCAAGAAAACAAUGAAGCGUUGCUUGAAGUCGCGGAGGCAUUCACCAACGGCGAAAGAAAAAUGAAGAAAUUGCUCGUUGCGUCCACCGAUUCGAUGCAUGGGUUUGAUAUGUUUGGCGCGAGGGAGAUUUUGGAGCAAAUCGUUGCUCCGCACAGAGACAGCAUUGAGGAGAUUUUUAUCGGGGAUGAUGCCGAGUGGGAGCCCGAAGGGGGGAGGGAGGAGUGGAGGGAGCACUACGGGGCUGUUGACCAUAUUGUUGGCGCGUUGGAGCAAAUGCCAAAUUUGAAAAGGGUGGCGUUUCCGGUGGUGGAUUUUCGGUGUGAGGGGGUGAGGGAUAUGGCUGGGGAUGAGAAUUUUGCAAGGGAGGAGGUGGAGAAGGAGAUGAAAAGGGUUGUUGGGGCGGUGAUGGAUAGGUUGCCCAACUUGGAUCAUGUGGCGUUUUGGUCGCAGUAUCAGGAGAUGGGGGUUGAGGCUUGGAGGGAGGGGGAUGGGGAGGCGGGGUUGGGGUGGAGUUUUCAUGAGGUGAGGGAUGAUUGGAUUCGGCCGAGGAGUGGAAGGGGGGCGUGGCCGAUGGGGAUUUGGGGGCGUUGGUGGUGA